GGGCCUGGGGAGAGGAUGGCGCUGCGACAGGCGCUGGGCCGGGCCGGGCGGCUGGGCCGGGGCCUGCUGUGGCGCUGGCUCGGGGGGGCGCCUCCCGCUCCUGCGCCGCCGGCCGCCUUCCUGCUCCGGCCGCCGCCUCCGCCGCAGCCAACCCGCUCAGGCUUCCUACGCGACGCCGCGGCCCGGCUAGGCCUAACGAGAGGGCCGCCGUCGCCGGGCCUGCUGCUGUUCCGGCAGUUGGUUCCCCGCGUCCCCCUCGGCCCCCGCCGCCUCGGCUUGGCCUUCAGCCUGGGGCUGGCGCUGCUGGAGCCGGCGUUAGCCGAGCAGAGGCAGGCGGCCGAGGCUUGCAAGGACAUCCAGACGAUAUUUGUCCAGAGGAACAAGCCUCAGCAAGAUCCCCUGGGCUUACUCCGCCAACGCGGCUUCAAACUGGAAGAGUACUUCAUUGGCCAGCCAAUCGGCAAAGGCUGCAGCGCCGCGGUGUACGAAGCGGCCGCUCCUUUCGCCGCCCGAGGCGAGACAAGCUUGGAGCCCCAAACGGGGCGUCCUGAUCAGGGUGGCAGUUCGGAUAUCCAAGCGCCGGUGGUGGAGUCUUGCCAGGCCAAUCGCUGGGGAGCUGGCUUCCCACUGGCUAUCAAGAUGAUGUGGAACAUUUCGGCCGGUUCUUCAAGCGAAGGCAUCCUCAGCAAUAUGUCUCAAGAGCUUGUUCCAGCCAGUGGCUCUGCCUUCUCUGGAGAAUUUGGAGCGAUCGCUUGCCCUAGGAAGCCUAUCUUUGGGAAGAAGAGGCUGAAACCUCACCCAAAUAUAGUCCAGGUAAUUCGUGCAUUCACGUCGCACGUCCCGCUGCUCCCUGGCGCCACGGUGGACUAUCCAGAUGUUCUGCCCUCCACCCUGUAUCCCUCUGGAAUUGGGCACAGCCGCACGCUCUUCCUGGUGAUGAAGAACUACCCAUGCACGCUGCGUCAGUAUCUCUCCGAGAAGAGCCCCGGUCCUCAUCUGGGCACCAUGAUGAUCCUGCAGUUGCUGGAAGGGGUGGACCAUCUCAUUCGGCACGGAGUGGCUCACCGGGAUUUGAAGUCCGACAACAUCCUCGUGGAAUUUGAUUCUGCUGGAUGUCCCGGGCUGGUCAUCACCGAUUUUGGCUGCUGUUUGGCCGACGAGAAGGUUGGCCUGAAACUGCCUUUCACCAGUUGGUACGUGGAUCGCGGAGGCAACAGCUGCCUCAUGGCGCCAGAGGUGGUGUCCGUGACCCCCGGCCCAGGUGUGGUGAUAGAUUACACCAAGGCAGACACGUGGGCGGUUGGAGCCAUUGCGUACGAGAUCCUUGGUGUCUGCAACCCUUUCUACAGCAAAGGGGGAGCAGCUCUGGAAAGCAGGAACUACCGAGACAAGGAGCUGCCGCCCUUGCCGGAGACGGUGCCCCCGGAACUGAAAAGCCUGGUUGGCAGGCUGCUUCGGAGGGACCCCGCCAAGCGGCUCUCGGCCCGAGUUGCAGCCAACGUUCUCCACCUGAGCCUCUGGGGCGGAACCCUCCUCGGCUCAAAGGACCUGAGAGUUGACAAGGUGGUUGGCUGGCUUCUUCACCAAUCCGCCGCCGCCUUGUUGGCGGACCGACUCGGAGGCGGAGUCGAAACGAGGCUGAAGAGGUGCUUCUUGGCCAACCUGGAGUACGAAGAGCUCUGCGAGGCGGCUGCCUUGCUCCGCGCUUGGGGCAGUGCAGCACCGUAGCAGGCCCAGAUCCGCACGCGGCCGUUGCUGCAGUUUCCUCACUAAAAGCACUUCACCUGCUAAGCCUCCAUUUUGUUUUUGUUUUUGCAGGCCUAAAAAAGCACUUUAGGUAAGAAGCACUUUACAAAAUGUGGGGCGUUGUAGGUGCGAAGGUGUUUGGGUUAGGUUUGGCUGGGAGAAACAUCCUUGGUGUGGUUGCUGCGUUCAGCCUCCAAAGAAACUUGGGUUGAUUUUGUUGCAUGGUGUUGCCUUUAGAGCACAGCGUAACUCUUCCUUCCUUCCUUCCUUCCUUCCUUCCUUCCUUCCUUCCUUCCUUUCCAAGAGAUUCUUCUCCAUCUUGAAUGCUUAAAGAGACCUUGUUGGGUAGGGACAGAGUGAUGAUGAUAAAAUAAAACGUUACGGGUUCCUGCCUGUUGUGCUUCCUGCCCUCCCACCCUCGCAAAAAAAAAACCCAACAAAAGUGAUGGAAUUGAGUCUUUUUUUCUUUUCUUUUCUGCUUUGACAUCCGUGCCGGCAUUAUUUCUGCAAUGCCUCUGUGGGAAUAUGGUGCCCUUGGUACCCAGUACUCUUCUGCUGGGUUCGAUUCUUCUUUCUUUCUUUUUAAAUAAAAAGUUGGAGCCUCAUUUCCUAAACAUGACCCCUAAACAGACCUCGUGCGUGCUGGCUGGGACGGAUUCCUAGCCAGCCCAUCUUGUGAGUGGUCAUCCCAUUCCUGUAUAGAUCCAUUGGCUUGGGAAGGCCCCUGCCUCCGCUGCUGAAACGGGGCCUUUCUCAGCCCCGCUCAUCUGCUGAAGCAGAACCACGGGCCAAAAAGCGCUGCAUUUUAAGUAGAACGCUGGAGCCCCCACAACUAGCUGGGGCGGAUUCCAUUUAGAAUCAACACUGGAGCACUUCUUGAUGGCUAAUCUACCCAUGAGUAAGGUAUCCAGCCUGCCUUCUCGCAGACUGGGCCGUUAAUUCAUGACUCCUGCUGCUGCCUGUUCUGCGUGGGAAUUACACCCACCACAGCGCCGGAACAUUCUGGGACCUCCGAGGGACGAUGGCUUCUCUUCUCCGAAAAGAUCUGCUUGGUGCACACACACACACACACACACACACACACACACUUAAUAGUUUUAAUUCCGUUUUGGAAUUCAUUUUUUUUUUUUACUGUGGACUGAGUGCCAGGGGUCUUUAAAAAAAAGAAAUCCGUGAAAACAAGGAAGUUAGAGGCACAGAAGGGAUUCCGAACGGCUCCACGCAAUUGAUUUCUGAGAAGCAGUCUGCUAUUCGGGGCGCGUCGUAAGGCUGGAACGCAUUAUGGGAUGGUUUAGUUGAGUCGCAUCCCAGGAACGUUGCAACUGGAAGGCAGUGGAUCAUUUCCACUUCAAGAUGCUGCUGCUGAAGAAACGAGAGAGAGGGAGCGAGAGAUCUCAACAGAGAACAUUCUGCUAAACUAUAUCAUCACGCCAGGCUCAGGGAGGCCAUCUCUCAUUUUAGAGCAUAAAGAAGUGUUGACGUUGAUUUGGAGCAUUCCUAAUUACUCCAGUUAGACUUUGUAGCUGUGAGCAGCGAGGUGUCUAUUGCUAGUGGUUGGGAAAGUUAAUUAUUUCCACCUUUUGGUGCAAUAAAAUGUGUUGUUCCCCUAAAA
Messenger RNA from Elgaria multicarinata webbii, 3358 nucleotides. RefSeq names its product PTEN induced kinase 1 (gene PINK1). NCBI's taxonomy places the organism in Eukaryota, Metazoa, Chordata, Lepidosauria, Squamata, Anguidae. Gene Ontology annotation, biological process: autophagy of mitochondrion; positive regulation of mitochondrial fission; protein phosphorylation. Gene Ontology annotation, molecular function: protein serine/threonine kinase activity; ATP binding. The record is from RefSeq and is a predicted model, not a curated record. The transcript is spliced from 8 exons. Gene Ontology annotation, cellular component: mitochondrion. Bases 16 to 1728 code for a protein of 570 amino acids.